Messenger RNA from Penaeus vannamei (Pacific white shrimp), 722 nucleotides. RefSeq lists its product as uncharacterized. The record is from RefSeq and is a predicted model, not a curated record. Lineage: Eukaryota; Metazoa; Arthropoda; Malacostraca; Decapoda; Penaeidae.
UUUUUUUCGCACAGCUCCCUAUCAUCAAGGACAUCCGGGAGGAGUGGACGCGGAGGGGGAGUGGCUGAGGGAGUAUAUAUUGGCCGGGCGAAGACCGAGGACCCACAGAAGAGAUCAUCGUCCCAACUCGAACAUAGUCAGUUCUCCAGCAUGAAGGUUUACGUGCUUCUGGUUGUGGUGGCGGUGGUGGUGGCCAUGGCGAGCGCAGAUGACGGUGAGCGUCAUCCCGAUGGCCGUCGUCCUCCACCUGAUGGUCGCCGCCCUCCUAAUGGUGGCAGCCCUCCCAAAGGUGGCAGCCAUAACCGUCGUGGACCUCCUCCGUGUAUCAGAUAUCUGUGUGGUGAGAAUGAAGAAUGCCCGAAAUGCGUCGGGGACAUCAUCCACGCUGGCGAGGAUGACACACUGAAGAAUCAACUUCGCGACUGCUACGACAAUGCGAACGACUGUCGGGAUGAAUCAACUGUCGACGCAAGCGCUUUGACAGACUGCAUCGCGGCUGUCAGCGAAGAUCUGCCUGCCUGUUUCCCUGCAAAAUAGACGGACCUCAGAUAAAGGAUAUUGCAUUGCAACGUUGAAUGGACACGCUCGUUCCCUAAUUGUAUUAUUGUAUUUCGUUGUUGUAUUUUCAUCUUUUUUUUAAUAUUGGAUUAUGCUCCUUGUUUCUUUUAAAGUGAACCUACAUUCUUCGAUACAUUUUCUGUCAAUAAAUAGCACCAAUAGAA